This is a messenger RNA of Fasciola hepatica (liver fluke), 459 nucleotides long. The record is from the annotation of a GenBank genome assembly. NCBI's taxonomy places the organism in Eukaryota, Metazoa, Platyhelminthes, Trematoda, Plagiorchiida, Fasciolidae.
AUGAAAACUCUCUUACUUUGGGGAACAAUCUUGCUGCUCAUAUGGCUUUGCGUGGCCGAAGGGGAUGGAGAAGGUAAAUCCACAACAGAAACAACGAGAUCAUCAACAACUGGGUCUACCACACAAACUACUGGAUCAUCAACAACUGGGUCUACCACACAAACUACUGGUGGUUCAACAUCUGAAUCCACAACGGAAAGCACCGGAUCAUCAACAACUGGGUCUACCACACAAACUACUGGUGGUUCAACAUCUGAAUCCACAACGGAAAGCACCGGAUCAUCAACAACUGGGUCUACCACACAAACUACUGGUGGUUCAACAUCUGAAUCCACAACGGAAAGCACCGGAUUAUCAACAACUGGGUCUACCACACAAACUACUGGUGGCGCUGUGCACGUGAGAACCUACUGGGGCAUAGUUCUCAACUUACUGGUUCUGAAAAUGAUCCUAUGUUAG